UCUUUAAACUGUGUCUGCUUUACCAAAGCACGAUCAUGAAUUAUUAUGGCCUACUGCUUCUCUUUCACAUCACAUCUUCGGUGCAACAUUCCCUGAGAUAUUUCCUUUCUGCAACCUCUGGAGUCCCAGGCUUUCCAGAGUUCAUCGGUGUUGCAACAGUAAAUGAAGUUCAGGCGGUCUACUGCGACAGCAACAUCAAGACAGCCAAGCCCAGACAAGACUGGAUGAGGGGCCUAAUGGAGGAGGAUCCUGAACACCUGGAGUGGUAUUCUUGGAGGUGUCUUAAAGAGCAACAUAUCUUCAGAGCAAACAUUGUUAACUUUAAGCAAUGCUUAAACCUGACUCAAGGUCCCUACAUUUUACAGAGAAUGAAUGGCUGUGAGUGGGAUGAUGAGACUGGCGAAAUUAAAGGGUAUAAUCAGUAUGGGUUUAAUGGUGAGGACUUCUUAGCCCUGGAUCUGAACACACUGACAUGGACUGCACCUAAAUCGCAAGCAGUGGUCAUAAAACUAACAUGGGAGGGGAAUAAAGCUAAAUUAGAAAGUAAUAAAAACUACUACAACAACGAAUGUCCCGACUGGUUAAAGAAUUAUGUCCAGCAUGGGAGGAGCUUUCUGCAGAGGACAGAAAGCCCGUCUGUAUCUCUGCUCCAGAAGACUCCCUCCUCUGUGGUCAGCUGCCACGCUACAGGUUUCUACCCUGACAGAGCUGAAAUAUUCUGGAGGAAAGACGGAGAGGAGAUUCAUGAAGGUGUGGAAAAAGGAGAGAUCCUGAUGAACAAUGAUGGGACCUUCCAGAUGAGUGCUGAACUCAACAUUUCAUCCAUCCAGCCUGGAGGCUGGAGGAGAUAUGACUGUGUGUUUCAGCUCUCUGGUGCUGGAGAUGACAUAAUAGUCACACUGGAUAAAUCCGUGAUCCGUACAAACUGGGCAUCUUCUCCAGAGAUUCCUGUCGCUGCUGUUGCUGGAGGUGUUGCAGCAUUUCUUCUGGUAGUUGCUGUAUUUGUUGCCGUCUUCCGGUUGGGAAAAUGUAAUAGAUUCCAGCAAGUUGAUGGAUGUGAUGUCAAACAGCCCUUACUGCCCAAAUACGGGCAGUAA
Molecule: messenger RNA, 1097 nt
Organism: Fundulus heteroclitus (mummichog)
Lineage: Eukaryota; Metazoa; Chordata; Actinopteri; Cyprinodontiformes; Fundulidae
Product: major histocompatibility complex class I-related gene protein-like
Exons: 7
Coding region: 36-1097 (353 amino acids)
Biological process (GO): immune response
Cellular component (GO): external side of plasma membrane
Source: RefSeq, a predicted model, not a curated record